Molecule: messenger RNA, 1690 nt
Organism: Diospyros lotus (date-plum)
Lineage: Eukaryota; Viridiplantae; Streptophyta; Magnoliopsida; Ericales; Ebenaceae
Product: hydroxyethylthiazole kinase
Exons: 3
Coding region: 68-910 (280 amino acids)
Biological process (GO): thiamine biosynthetic process
Molecular function (GO): ATP binding; hydroxyethylthiazole kinase activity; magnesium ion binding
Source: RefSeq, a predicted model, not a curated record
UGGGGCUCCGACAUUAGUCGGCAACAAGUGAAGAUAAUAUGUAUUGAUCACGAGAGAGAGAGUGGCCAUGGCGGAGAACGAGAAGGUCCAAGAACAUCAGCCGGAGUGGGCCCACGUGGCGUGGGCCCACCUAUCGGCCGUGAGGCAGCGAUCGCCGCUUGUCCAAUGCAUCACCAACUUCGUCUCCAUGGAUCUGAUGGCCAACACCCUCCUCGCUGCCGGCGCCUCGCCGGCCAUGGUCCACUCCCUCCAAGAGAUCCCCGACUUCACCCCCCGCACCGACGCCCUCUGCAUCAACAUCGGCACCCUGACGGCCGAUUGGAUGCCGGCCAUGAAGGCCGCGGCGAGGACCGCCGUGGAGUCCGGCAGGCCGUGGGUGCUCGACCCGGUCGCCGCCGGGGCGUCCACGUUCCGGCUGGAGGCUUGCCGAGAGUUGGUUGGGAUGAGGCCCACUGUUAUUAGAGGCAAUGGGUCUGAGAUUAUAGCUCUCUCUACAGCUUCUGUUGGAUCCAGUAAGGGUGUAGAUAGUUCUCAUGAAUCAAUCGAUGCUCUGCAAGCAGCAAAGUCUUUGGCUCAAGCAAGUAGCUGUAUUGUUGCUGUCUCUGGAGCUGUUGACUUAAUUACAGACGGACAGCGAGUUGUUGGAGCUCAAAAUGGUGUUCCCAUGAUGCAGAAGAUUACAGCAACAGGAUGCUCUGUCACUGCCCUGAUUGCUGCCUUUGUUGCAAUUGACCCAUUGCAUGCUUUUGAAGCCACAGCUUCUGCAUUAUCCAUUUUUAGUAUUGCUGGUGAGGUUGGAAUGGACAUGGCUAAGGGUCCAGCUUCGCUACGGAUGCAUUUGAUUGAUUCACUUUAUGGUCUUGAUGAAGCUGCCAUAGUUCAUGGUGUUAACAUCAUCAGCUUGUUGUGACACAUUUGGAGUAAUGUAAAUGCCAAUCGUGAUUCGUUUGGGCCGCAGUGAGUGAAUCUAAGAUGCAAGGGGAAGAACAAGGUGGGGGAAGAGAACAAAAAGGUUUUCACGUGGUUGGCCAGAACGAUGCCUACUCCACUACCGUAUCGUACCCUGAUUAUUAUUCCAGAGUGGUGGUAUCUGAUUAUUCUUUUCGACCCCCUAAUGAUAUUUCUGAUCCCCCUUUAUAAUGAGGGGCCUAUACAAUAUGCAUAAGAUAUAAAAAUAAAAAGAUGACAUAAUGGGGGCAAACAGUCAUUAUCUUCUGCAUAAAACCGGGAGUGGAGUCCUCAUUACGAGGAGCAUGAUUUGCCUUUGGAUAAAGUGAGUGGUCCCCGUCUCAGGCUUUUUAGUAGCCUUGUUACCUAUGCGAGCUGAAGGAUUUAGGCCAGCGAGCUGAGCGGUUGGGCUAGCGGACUGGGGGCUUUAUCGGAAGUUCGUUGAAUAGAUCUCAAGGAGCUCGCCAGAGGUCUUGCCUAGGGCAGGUUAGGAGCUUGCACGGGUCCGUGAUAUGAGCUCGGUAUUUCAGCGGUAUGCGAGCUUUCUUUGAUGAGAUCGCUUGGACCUUCUGGGCUUCAGGCGAUUGGGUUGGCCCACUGGACUGAGUCUAGCCCAUAAGGGGUGAUGCGGGAAAUACGUAUAACACUGAUAUUUACUUAUGUUAUCCACUUGGAAUUUGUGGGAGAAGCAUACAAAAUAUUGUUUCUGAAGUAUGAAAUCUGCUUUAUUGUUCUCUUUUUA